AUGAAGGUACUCUUCUGCGUAUUGGGGCUCUUUGCCCUGGCUUCGGCCCGACCUGAGAUCGACGAUACCACGAUCGUCAAUUGGGAUGUCAAACAAAGGCAAAUGUUCAUUCUGAAGCUUCUGAACAACAUCUUACAACCAUGCAUGUACAAGGAUAUCGAAGAUCUUGGCAAGAACUUCAAGAUUGAAGAGAAUGUCCAGCUUUACGUUAAACAAGAUGUCGUCAAGACCUUCAUCGGCUUGUUGAAAGAGGGUUUCCUACCUCGCGGUGAGGUGUUCACCCUACACAUCGACAGACAAAUGAAGGAGGUGGUCACACUCUUCCAUAUGCUGUACUACGCUAAGGAUUUCGCCACCUUCAUCAAGACCGCCUGCUGGAUGCGCCUUUACGUCAACGAGGGUAUGUUCGUCUACGCCCUUACAGUGGCCGUCCGCCACCGUGACGACUGCAGGGGCAUUAUCCUCCCACCCCCUUACGAAAUCUACCCCUACUAUUUCGUCCGCGGUGACGUCAUCCAGAAAGCGUACUGGCUCAAGAUGAAGAAGGGUCUCCUCGACCACAAACUGUGUGACUUCUACGGAAUCAAGAAAACCGACAAAGACGUAUACAUAAUCGAUGAGAACGUAUUCGACAAGAGAGUUUGGCUGAACGAUGAAGACAGGCUGAGGUACUUCACGGAGGAUAUUGAUCUGAACACGUACUACUACUACUUCCACGUUGACUAUCCAUUCUGGAUGAAGGAUGAUGUUACCACGAAAUUCACCGACAGACGCUGGGAGAUGACAUUAUACGUGUACCAACAGAUCCUAGCCCGAUACUACCUUGAACGUUUGUCUAACGGUAUGGGUGACAUCAAAAUGCUGUCCUGGCACAAGCCAAUCAGAAAGGGAUACUGGCCUUGGCUGAAACUCCACAACGGUCUCGAGCUCCCUGUGAGGUUCAACGACCAUAUCCUAGUCAAGGACAAGAGUGUUGAAAUUGUGAAACUUAUCCAAGAUUACGAGAAAAUCAUUAAUGACGCCAUCAUCAAGGGCUUCGUUGAGAUCAACGGUAAACGAUUUGAAUUGACUGAGCCAAAACACGUUGAAAACUUGGGCAAACUUAUCUACGGUGCCGUUUACAAGACUGACUUAGACCGCACCCGCGUUGAAGCUUACCGCUACAUGCUUAUCCUGAUGAAGGCAGUUGUUGGUCUCAACACAUUAGAAUCAGACAAGUGGUUCGUGACUCCAUCAGUCCUCGACUCCUACCAAACAGCCCUUCGGGACCCAGUCUUCUACAAGUUGCAAAAACGUCUCUGCUCUCUGUUCAUGCUCUUCAAAAUGCGCCUCCCUAGCUACACUCACGAGGACCUUUACUUCCCUGGAGUGAAGAUCGACAACAUCGUCGUAGACAAGCUCGUCACCUACUUCGAUGAUUACCUAAUGGACAUCACCAAUGCUGUCACAUUCACAGAUGAUGAAUUAAAGAAGACCAAAUCUGACAUGACCUUCCUCGUUCGUAAACGCCGUCUGAAUCACCGUGAAUUCAAGGUGACUUUCGACAUUAUGUCCGACAAGGCUGUAGACUGCGUCGUAAGAGUAUUUUUGGGACCUAAAGAAGACCAUCUCGGCCGUCUCAUUGACAUCAACAAGAACCGUGUCAACUUCGUCGAAUUAGACACCUUCCUCUACAAACUGACCACUGGAAAGAACACCAUUGUCAGAAACUCAUAUGAUAUGCACAACUUAGUACGCGACCGCGUCAUGAUGACCGACUUCUUUAAGAAGAUUGACACCAUCACUGAUAUCAAGGACCUCUGGGUCAAGGACUUCAAGAACUACCACACCGGAUUCCCCACAAGGUUAGUCCUCCCCAAGGGUACCGUCGGUGGUAUGAAAUUCUUGCUGUACGUGAUCGUCACACCGUUGAAGCUCGUGGACAACAUGGACAUGUCUAUGCUUGACACCAAGGGCAAGGACCACUUAAUCGACUUCAGAUCCACUGUCUUGCUGGACAAGAUGCCACUCGGCUUCCCACUGGACCGCACCAUUGACGUGUCCAAAUUCUUCACACCUAACAUGAAGUUCGUCGAUGUCAUGAUCUUCCACAAGACUCAAGUGUGCGACAUGAGGACUCGCUGGGAGAGAUACGUGCUCAAGAACUACGACAUGUACGACAGAAUCGUCGACGACCGUUACUUAACAGACGUUGACGUUAACGUGAAGCACGACAGAGAUGUCAACAUGUUCGAUUUUUAA
Messenger RNA from Leptosia nina, 2241 nucleotides. The record is from the annotation of a GenBank genome assembly. NCBI's taxonomy places the organism in Eukaryota, Metazoa, Arthropoda, Insecta, Lepidoptera, Pieridae.